Molecule: messenger RNA, 2192 nt
Organism: Centruroides sculpturatus (bark scorpion)
Lineage: Eukaryota; Metazoa; Arthropoda; Arachnida; Scorpiones; Buthidae
Product: proline-rich protein 2-like
Exons: 4
Coding region: 257-739 (160 amino acids)
Source: RefSeq, a predicted model, not a curated record
CUCUUGUUUUAUAGCAAAAGCAGCAGCUGAUGCUAAUGCUGCUGCUUGGGCAGCAUAUUAUGCACAGUAUUAUGGUCAGGCACAGCCACCCCAACAACAACCACCUCAACAGCAACCUCCUCCACCACAACAGCCUGUUCAACCUCCAAAUCAAACAGCUGCACCUGCUGCUACUGUUGUAACAACAGCUACAACUGUUACUGCACCACAGCCAGACUAUAGUGCUGCAUGGGCAGAGUAUUAUCGAUCUUUAGGAAUGUUUAGAGAAGCAGAAAUGAUUGAACAGCAAGCUAGAGCUAACCAACAAGCAGCACAACAUCCUCAACAAUAUCAACCUCCACAACAGUACCAACCUCCUCAACAAGGUGCCUCACCAGUACCACCAACUACUCAACAACCAGCAGUACUUCCUGUACAAGGACAACCACCUCAACAACCUCAAGUAGUUCCAGCACCACAACCAACACCAGCUCCUGCUCCGCCUGCUCCUGCAGCACCUGCACCCACUCCCGCUCCGGCACCUGCUCCUCCUGCUCCUGCUCCAGCACCUGCGCCAACACCGGCACCAGCACAGAACCAACAGUUUCCUCCUGGAGCAGCUCCACCUGCACCAGCGCAAUGGCCUCACGGAUCUUAUUCUCCACAACAACAGAAUCCAUACGGUCAGCAGCAAAAUCCCUACCCUGGAUAUGGUUAUGCUGCUUAUGGAGCACAACAGUACCCUGGAACUUCUCAGUAAAGAAUACCAUCAGUAUGCUGCUGCUCUCACAUGAUUGCAAUUUGCCUUCUCAAGUUUGAUUUGACAUCAUCUUACAGAGGUUACCAGAAAUUAUUACAUGUGAAAUGUCGGUUAAGUCAGCAUUGUAUAUCAACAUAAAAAAUUUUGUCAUAGAAUAUGUGAACUGAGAAUGGAUAUUAAUGUCAAAUUGACAUGAUCUAGAUGGCUAGUACAUCAGUACAAUAAUACAUUUUAGUGUUGGAUGCCAUAUGUCUAUUGUAUAUUGCUAGUUGUUUAUAGUUUUAACAAAUUCAGCUGAAUAUUCCUCAUGUGACAGUGUCAUAUGCUUUGUAUAUAUUUGGAUUUUUAUUUGUAUUGUAACCCAAAUUUAGAUUGAAUUUUUUUUUCCCCUUUCUAUUUGGUAAACUAAAGGUAUUUGUUUUGGAUAUGUUUUGUUUAUUUUUUUAUUUUUAUCUAAUUGCCUCAGUUUUAGGCUGGUUGGAGAUCGUCUCGAGUGCCAGAUCACCAGUACCAUGGCAUAUUUCACCGUGGGAUAAUGAGUUGAGUAAAAAUAAUUGAUUGCUGUUAGUAUAAUUCAACUGAUAUUAUUACAUAUAUCUAUUCAUUGUCACAUGAGUGUUUAGAUUUCAGCUUUUCAUUUAAAUAAAUGAAGGAGAUAUGCCUCAUCAACAGAGGUAAGAAUAAUGAAAAUCACAUUGUCAUGUUUCAGUUUGAAAUGUCUGUAAGCGAUGUUUGUCAUUUUACCAAUAAUGUUUUAUCUGAUAUUGUUUUUUUGUAUUGAUAUUUGUAAAAUUCAAUAAAUUCUUCCAAGCUUUACAGCUUGAUAUUUGGUAAGAGUAUACAAGUCUUAGCUCUAAAGUGAAUUGGCAUUAUUGUGGUGAGUACAUUACCAUUUUCACUGUAAAGACAUUUUGAUUUUUUUUAAAGAGGAAUGAUAAAUAUAAAAAUGCCUAAUAAUAAGAAUGUAUUUAUCAAAAGUUAUUAAAAAAUGUACAAAAAAUGAUUUUACAGGUACAAUAUUAGAAAUAAGAUUUUUCAAAUAAUGAUUUUAAGUUAUUGUUGUAGUUAAAAAAGAAUUUCAAUGCAUUGAUUUACUAUUCAUAAAUAAUUCAUUCAUUUAUGUUUAUGCAUUGUUUUCAUAAUGUUACCAUUUGAUUAAUUUUAACUUUAUUUACUAUUUUCAUCAUGAUUAUGCCAUGUCUAUCUGAAAACAGAAUAGAUUGAAGAAAUAAAGUUGAGAGUAAGAUCUUUCAAAUUUAAAAUCACAUUAUUUUCAUAUGUAGUGCAUUGUUUAGUAUAUAAGUAGGAAUAGAUUGAAUGUAGAACAUUCCUCAUUUAUAUUAAAAUGUGCUGUUUUGGCAGCACCUACACCAUAUCAUUGUGUUAUUCAAUCUUUAUUUUCAGUUCAUAUUACAGUUUUUUCUUAAUGAAUAUAAAUUUACAUUCCAUUUAU